UGAAAGCUUUGUAUCUAUCUAUAUUACGCACUAAAGUGACAUCAUCGUUGGCUCUAUUCUACGAGUUUUAAUUUGUUGAAAUCUAGUAAUCAAUUUUACUGAAUAUGGUGUAUCCUGCGGUUCAGAAUUGUGCGGACAACGCGGAUCCUUACAAUGUAGAUUUAGGCGAAGUUCCACUGAGUGCCUUACGACAGCCAAGUUAUCAAUUGCUCUCCGCGUUAUUGAAUCGCAAGAAAAUUUUCAAAUCAGAAGAAGGUUAUUGGCGUGAUUGGCGAGGUAUGUUUCAAGUAAUUGGCUUUGAAAAUCAUUACAUAUCUGAACUGGAGAAUAACAGCAAUCCUACGAAACGGGUGUUGCAUCUGUGGGAAGAGAUUUCUGAAAGCCUUAAAUAUUCGGCCAACCUAAAGGAAUUGCAGAAUGUGCUUGGUGUCAUUGAUCGCUGGGAUGUUGUGGACAGUAGCAACAAAUAUAUUGUCGAUGAUGCAGUGAGGUUUAUUACUGAGCAACAGAAAAAAACAAACAAAAUUCUUGAAGGCAAAAUCAAUCAGGAAAAUAUAAUAAAUAAUUGUUUGGGACUGGAUGAAGAUAUUAUUACAGUUGACGACACGCGCGGCAAAAAGCAAAUUUAUGAUGCAUUCGUUUUGUUUGCAGAUGCAGAUGUUGAAUUUGCUACUAAAAUGGUUGAGCGACUAGAAGAGCGACGGUUAAAGGUAUGCGUAAAAGAUCGUGAUCUUCUAGCUGGCAUAAGUUUUGAACAUGAAGCGAUUAUUCGACUUAUAUCUGAGCGCUGUCGUCGAUUAGUAAUUGUGAUUUCCAAAGAGUUUCUUAGCAGUCCGCUUAACGAGUUUUUUGUUACUUUCGCACAAGCAUUGCAGAUUGAACAAAAGAAACGUAAAAUUAUUCCGUGUGUUUAUAAGCGCAUGGUACUGCCGCCCAAUUUGCAAUUUUAUUUUAUCUUAGACUACGAGCGUUCUAAUAAAUUAUACAAUUUUUGGGAUAAACUUGAAGGCGCAAUUAAGACAAAACAAGAGUCUUCGCCGACUGAGUUUCGAGAAGCCACAAAAUCCGUGGAACUGGCUAUUUUACCGUCUGCAUCUAGAGAUAACAUCCAGGAGCCAAAGCCAUCCUUAGAUACUGAAUCAAUACCAGAAAGACAGAAAAAAGAGGUUGCACCCACUAUAUCACCGCGUGCAUUAGAUUCUCGAGAAUCUGCAAAAAGGUUUUACUCUAGUUGGGAUAUAGCUAAAAGUAGUAGCAACACACUAAAAACUUCCAGUUCGUUAGAACUUGCAACUAAAACAGAAGCGGUGCUACCAAAGGAGAAGAAAAAGCGGAAAUGGUAUAGUAAAUUUGGAUUGACAUCGUCUGAAAGUCGCACAACAAUGGAUGAAGGAUUAAAUGAUAGUCAAAGAAAAAAUAAAACCAAGUGGUACAAAUCCAGUAAGAAAAUUGCAACUGCUCUGUGAUAUUAACAAACUGUGUGAUUCAAUGACAGAAAAUAAUGAGUGACUAACCCGAUAAAAGGUUCUACAUUAGAACUAGUUAUUCAUUGUAAUAAAGAAUAAAGCAAUAAGA
Messenger RNA from Sabethes cyaneus, 1575 nucleotides. It is a transcript of the gene Myd88, whose product is annotated as myeloid differentiation primary response protein MyD88. Gene Ontology annotation, molecular function: Toll-like receptor binding; TIR domain binding. Gene Ontology annotation, cellular component: plasma membrane. The transcript is spliced from 4 exons. Gene Ontology annotation, biological process: Toll signaling pathway; positive regulation of canonical NF-kappaB signal transduction; defense response to Gram-positive bacterium. The record is from RefSeq and is a predicted model, not a curated record. Bases 105 to 1466 code for a protein of 453 amino acids. NCBI's taxonomy places the organism in Eukaryota, Metazoa, Arthropoda, Insecta, Diptera, Culicidae.